AUGGCAGAUGAAGGUUUUGGCAGUGCGAGGUUGUUGCGGAUCGAGCAGCUGCGACACGCAAUUGCAAAUAUCAGCGACGGCUUUUUCCAGCUUCGCGUCGUGCUUAUUUUAGGUCUGGGUAAUGCCGCUGAUGCGGUCGAGAUCCUCUCCAUUGGGUACAUUCUGGCGGUGUACGAAGACAAGGAAGGCGUCGUGCUGACUCGGACGCAACAGAGUUUGCUGGCGGCUGCCAUCUUCGCUGGGAUGUUCACUGGAGGGCUUCUGUUCGGGUCACUUAGUGAUCAAAUUGGUCGGCGCAAAAGUUUGCUCUAUUCGCUGCUGUUGAACGGGAUCUUCGGACUCAUGUCGGCCUUGUCACCAAAUGUGUACGCUUUGAUCGCUUUUCGGACAUGUGCUGGCAUUGGAGGCACUGUACCAGCGAUAUUCACAUUGUGCUCGGAGCAUGUACCUGCUAAUCGUCGAGGCUACUACGUCACAAUAGUAGCUGCGUACUGGAUGGUGGUAUGUGAAGCAGCUUUCGCUUCGUUCGCAGCCAUCGUGUCGCUACCAAGCUUCGUAUGCUGGACACUUACGUACAAAUACGUCCCUGAAAGCGCACAAUUCUUCGCUCGUCGUCGGCUGCUCACCGACGCAGAAAAAGUUGUGGACACAAUAAAAACGACCAACGGAGACGACGCAGCUCACGCUACCGAGUCAAGCUCUCUGUUAACGCACCAAAACACUGGUGCUAGCGACAUGAACGUCUUUGCGCCAUUAGAUACCGGAAUUCAGACGCGGAGUAGCACGCUAAAUGCGUAUGGAAUGCUGUUUGAUCCGGUGCUGCGUGGCACGACAAUGUCGCUGUUGAUGUCGUGGUUUUGCUUGAGUUUCGGGUCGUACGGUCUCGCCACGUGGAUUACUAUGUUGUUCAAGCGAAUUGGCCUCGAGGAUCCGUUUGCAAACGCUUUCAUCUACGCCGCUGCGAAUCUUCCAGGCAAUGUCAUGACCGCAUUGCUAAUGGAUCGUCUCGGUGGGCGUCGGAUUCUCGCGAUUUCCAUGCUGCUUUCGGCUGGUUGCGCCACUGGGUUUGCUUACGCCAACUCCUCUGCGUCGGGUGCUGCAGCUAUUGUCCUGCUAGCCAGCGGCUUCAACACUUUCAGCACUGCAGGCUGGAACGCCAUCGAUCUCAUGUCUGCUGAAUCGUUCCCUACAGACGUGCGUACAACUGGUAUGGGUACACUCUCGGCUGCUGGGAGAGCAGGAUCUGUUGCCGCGCAGUUUGUCAACGGAUAUCUUAUCGGGCCACCGGUUCAUGUAAAGCUGCUGUUGGCUAUUACCGCUAGUAUGAUGCUUCUUGGUACGAUUAGCUCUGUACUGGUGCGUGAUUUCAGCAAUAAGGCGCUUCCUGACUCUGUGGAGGAAAUGCGGGCGAAGCACGAGAAAAUAAACUCAGUGUUGUGCUAG
Messenger RNA from Phytophthora infestans T30-4, 1443 nucleotides. RefSeq names its product synaptic vesicle glycoprotein 2A, putative. Lineage: Eukaryota; Oomycota; Peronosporomycetes; Peronosporales; Peronosporaceae. Gene Ontology annotation, molecular function: transmembrane transporter activity. The transcript has 6 exons. The record is from RefSeq and is a predicted model, not a curated record. Gene Ontology annotation, biological process: transmembrane transport. Bases 1 to 1443 code for a protein of 480 amino acids.